AUGAUGAAGAAAAUGCUCUGUUUAACUCUCUUGGUUGGCGUUUUCGCCAUUAUCAACAACUUGCCAAGUGCCGCUGCAUUCCCUCAAGAAGAGCAUAUUCUCGAAAAACAUGAGGAUGAGGCACCGGCACCAGCACCAGCGGACGGAGGUGAAGAAGGCAGUGAAGGUGCUGAUGGCGGUGAAGGUGGAGAAGAGCCGGAAGAAGAAAUCGCAACUAUAGCACAUGAUGAAGAGGAUCCCUCCUCUGAACUGCCAAUUUUGCUAGGUGAAGGAGAAGAUCCAACUGAAGAACCAUUAGCAUGA
Messenger RNA from Ceratitis capitata (Mediterranean fruit fly), 303 nucleotides. It is a transcript of the gene Fst2, whose product is annotated as FST2 protein. NCBI's taxonomy places the organism in Eukaryota, Metazoa, Arthropoda, Insecta, Diptera, Tephritidae. The record is from RefSeq and is marked predicted. The transcript is spliced from 2 exons. The coding region runs from base 1 to 303 and encodes 100 amino acids.